This is a messenger RNA of Knipowitschia caucasica, 342 nucleotides long. The record is from the annotation of a GenBank genome assembly. Lineage: Eukaryota; Metazoa; Chordata; Actinopteri; Gobiiformes; Gobiidae.
AUGUUUGUCGUCAACACAAAUGUUUCCAAAGCGGAGGUGCCUGAUGCAUUCCUGUCAGAAGCGUCGGAGGAGCUGGCCAAAGCCAUGGGCAAACCUCUGCAGUACAUUGCUGUCCAAGUGAACCCUGACCAAAUGAUGAUGUUUGGCAAAAAAGGAGACCCCUGUGCACUCUGCUCACUCCACAGCAUUGGGAAAAUCAAUGGUGCUCAAAACAAGCAAUACUCUAAACUUCUAUGUGGGCUGCUCAGCAAGCACCUGGGCAUCUCUGCAGACAGGAUUUAUAUAAAUUUUGUUGACUUGGACCCAGCUAAUGUGGCCUGGAACAACAGCACUUUUGGAUAA